Messenger RNA from Nicotiana tabacum (common tobacco), 465 nucleotides. The record is from RefSeq and is a predicted model, not a curated record. NCBI's taxonomy places the organism in Eukaryota, Viridiplantae, Streptophyta, Magnoliopsida, Solanales, Solanaceae.
AUGUCAAAGAUUAAAGAGAUCGACACACGUGUUAAAGCAUACCUAUACGAUAUUGGCUAUCACGGAUGGUCUCGGGUACAUGCUACAGUAAACAAAACAUGGACGAUGAUAUCAAACAUUGCAGAGUCAUUGAAUGCGGUGAGGGCUUCAACAGAUUACGUCCAUGCUAUGAUAGAUGGUGUGAAGUGCUUCAUUGUUUGCCUUCAAAACAAGAGAUGUAGUUGUGGACAAUUCCAACUUGAUGAAUUUUCAUGUCCACAUGCUUUGGCUGCUUUGAGGCACAUGAACAAGUCAUAUGAAAACUAUUGUUCUGCUUAUUACACGAAGGAGAGACUUCUACAGACUUAUAAAAUACCAAUAGACCCGCUACCUGAUAAAAGCAAAUGGAAUGUGCCACAACAUAUAGCUGAAGAAGUUGUAAUGCCACCUACUAAGAAAAGGCAGUCAGGGAGACCUAAAAAAUAA